This is a messenger RNA of Patiria miniata (bat star), 505 nucleotides long. RefSeq names its product intraflagellar transport protein 56-like. The coding region runs from base 1 to 348 and encodes 115 amino acids. The transcript has 7 exons. Gene Ontology annotation, biological process: intraciliary transport involved in cilium assembly; intraciliary anterograde transport. Gene Ontology annotation, cellular component: intraciliary transport particle B; ciliary basal body; ciliary base. Gene Ontology annotation, molecular function: intraciliary transport particle B binding. The record is from RefSeq and is a predicted model, not a curated record. NCBI's taxonomy places the organism in Eukaryota, Metazoa, Echinodermata, Asteroidea, Valvatida, Asterinidae.
AUGUCCAGAACUCCAGAUAAUGCAGCGGUAGGCUAUAUAGGCCUGUACGUCAGCUUUGAAAAUGGAGUUGAGGCCAGACAGACAGGGGGCAUAGGACUGCAUAUUUGCUCGGAGAGUUACUUCAACAACGACGAUAGGUUCAACUACAACUAUGCGCAGGCCAAAGCCACAGCAGGCAACUACAAGGAAGCAGAGGAGAUUUUUGUGCUCAUUCAGAGUGAGAAGAUCAAGAAUGACUACACGUGUCUCUGGUUGGCAAGAUGCUACAUCAUGAAUCGUAAGGCCAGACUAGCCUGGGAGUUGUACCUUAAGAUGGAGACGUCUGGCGAAUUUUUCAGCCUGCUGUAGCUCAUUGCCAACGACGGCUACAAGAUGGCCAGUUCUACUAUGCGACCAAGGCUUUCGAUGUCUUGGAAAGAUUGGACCCCAAUCCUGAAUACUGGAGAGGCAAGCGAGGGGUGUGCGUGGGCGUAUUCCAGCAGAUCAUAGCUGGCCAUGAACCAAG